GGUACUCUGCCAGAUGGAAAACAAAUUGCUGUGAAGAGACUUUCAAGAAGCUCUGGACAAGGAUUAGUUGAGUUCAAGAAUGAAGUAGCACUUAUAGUCCAACUUCAACAUCGAAAUCUUGUAAAACUUCUAGGAUGCUGCGUUGAGGAGAAAAUGCUGAUUUAUGAAUAUUUGCCUAAUAAAAGCUUGGACUUCUUCAUUUUUGAUGAUAGAAGAAGAGGGCUAUUAGACUGGCCAAGGCGUUUUCACAUUAUUUGUGGAAUUGCUAGAGGACUUGUCUAUCUACAUCAAGAUUCAAGAUUGAGGAUCAUCCAUAGAGAUCUCAAAGCAAGCAACGUUUUACUUGACAGUAAAAUGAAUCCCAAAAUUUCAGAUUUUGGCAUGGCUAGAACAUUUGGAGAACACUCUGAGGGUAGCACAGAGAGAGUGGUUGGAACCUAUGGUUAUAUGGCACCAGAAUAUGCUUUUGAUGGGCAAUUCUCAGUCAAAUCUGAUGUUUUCAGCUUUGGUAUAUUGAUGCUAGAGAUAAUAAGUGGCAGGAAGAACAGGGGGCUUCACCAUCUCAACCAUAGCAACCUUAUUGGACAUGCUUGGAGAUUGUGGAAAGAAGGAA
Molecule: messenger RNA, 613 nt
Organism: Rubroshorea leprosula
Lineage: Eukaryota; Viridiplantae; Streptophyta; Magnoliopsida; Malvales; Dipterocarpaceae
Source: the annotation of a GenBank genome assembly